AUGUCGUCCUAUGGAGAACUGAUCCAAGCCCUCCGUGUGCUGAAGAAUGUCAAGGAGAAGCGCCAUGGCAUCAAGACGCUGGCGAGCUUGUGCUCGAAUCGAGCCUUUCAGGUCCGAAUCGUCCAGCGCGGAGGGUGGCGGACGGCGAUCUUGCCUUUGAUCAUCUCACUGGACGAGGACUGCCGCAUGUAUGCCGCCUUGGCCGUGGCGAAUUUGAGCACGUCAGCGGCGACACACCCACAGCUGCUAGAAGAGGAAGUGCUGAGGCAUUUGGUGCCGAUCCUACAAAGUGAGGAAGUGCAGGAGGUCAUCGCCUACGUGUUGAAUGCCUUAGGCAACUUUGCAUGUAGUGAGAUCAUGUGGCAUGAGCUCCAACAGAUGAACGCGGCCGAUGGCAUUCUGACGAUCUUGAAGCAGACACAGCGUGAGGAGAUCAGGAUCAACUGCCUCUUCUGCUUGGCGAACUUGACCGCCGAUCCGUGGCACCGGAAGUGGAUGAUGGGCAAGGAGGUGUAUGAGAUCAUCUGGAGCUACAUGCAGGACCCGAAUUACACCAUCAUGUCCUACAGCUUGGCCAUCCUUCGUGGCCUCGCCGUGGAGACCGAAGCACAAGAACUCUUCCCCUCCAUGGGAUUGGUUCCCUUGCUCAUCGGCAUUUACCAUAGUCAAUGCCCUCAGUCUUUGAAGACUUUGUCGAUGGAUUUGCUGCUCCACUUCUCCAUGUUCAAGCAGAAUGCAGGGCUGAUGAUGGAGAAAGAGGUGGCCCAGGUGAUCGAACUGGCUGGGCGGGGAACAGGACAUGUGGAAUACGUGCCCAUCGGCAUUGCCAUCAUCGCCAACAUCUGUGAGUCGGUGGACUUGCACGACCGGAUUGUGGAAUCGCCCCUCUUCGAAGUCUUAACUGAGCACAUCCACAACGACAACACCAACGCGCAUGUGAUCCGGGCCUUGAUGCAGUUGAGCUUGUCGCCGAAGUACCACCAUGUGAUCCUCACCACGGGCGCCAUGGCGAACGUGUGUCCCAUUGCGCUGACGCAACGUUUGAGUAUCGGGAUGCGCACCAAUGCGCUGCAGAUGAUGGCAGCAGUGUGUGCCACGCAUCCGACCACACCCACAACCAGCGACAUCAUUGACCUGAUGUUCUUGAUCGUGAACUCGGAGGAGAACAUCGACAUCCGCCGCGCGGCGGCGCUGGUCAUCGCCAACGCCUCCUCCGACUCGGGGAACCUGUCCAAACUGGCCUCCAAGCCCUACUUGGAGUCCUUGAGCAUUGCGGUGUCGAAAUCGCAAGACCCGGUGCUGGUGGACUACUUGAUGCAAUUCUUUCAUAACAUCGUGAAGUUGGAUGGCAAGAGUGGAAGCAUGCUCAUGGCCUGUGGCUUCCAUCGUCACAUCUUCAACUAUGAGCGCUUAGAGUCGCUGUCGGUGGUCUCGGCCAUCUACCUCUGUGAUUUGUGUCGGCAAGUGGCCAACACCGACGCCGUGGUCCGCGCCACGCUCCUGGAGGAGAUGAUCUUCUCGGUGCUGACCGAUGCCUGGGUGGUCUACUUGGAAGACCCACGUUUGGCGCCUCACUUGGCGCUCAUGUGCUCUUCCUUUUGUUACCACGCGGAUUCUCAUCAAGAAUUCGUGUUGCAGGGCGGCGUUCGCCUUGUGAUCCAGAUGUACAGCAAGUCCAAGGUGGAGCACGUAAGGUUAUGCUGUUUGCUCUGCCUGUUGUACCUGGCCGAGAGCGGCUCCUCGCAGCGCGCCAUCGCCCAGGAGAAGGGCGUGAAGAUGUUGCUGACGGCCUGUGAAAACGAGACCCACAUCGAUCUCAUCGUGAACGCCUUGAAGGCGCUCAUCCCCUUUGCUUGCUCGGACGAGUUCCGUCCGCAGCUGGGCAUGGAUGGCGCCCUAGACACCUUCUCGGCCUUCAUGUUCUCGGACCAGUUGCAACUGCAACAGUUGGGGAUCUAUUUGCUGCAAAACCUCUUGGAAUUCCGCGAGAAUCGAAGGAUCUUCUUGGGCUUCUCGGAUGAGAAGAAGUGUGAGGAAGACUACUUGGAGAGCCUCUUGCGUCUCUUACCGCGAGUGUCCACGGGGCAGCCGCAACGGAUCAAAGCAAUGAAGAAGACCAAAGAGAAGAACGAACCAGAGGUCAUCUUGAGCGACCACGAUCCUUUCGUCUGCAGGUGUUGCAUCCAUUGCAUCGCCCUGCUGAGCUUGGAGCACAACUUGACCUCCUUCCAGCGCUUCGUGGACUUGACCCUGCCGAAACUGCUGUUCGAUCUCUUCUACAGCGAACAGAUCGACAAGUCCUCGGGGGAGGCGGUGGUCUUGUUCUUCGCGAAUAUUCUACACAGUUCGAAGCAAAUCCAAGCGCAGAUCAUGAAGGGCGCCGACAUCGUCCAGUUGCUGCUCUCCAGCCGUGACAUGCUCUUUUCACCCCACACCAUCUCCAGGUGCUUGUCGGCCUUGCUUUGCAUCGCACGCAUCCCGGACUUCAAGCGCGUGGUCUUGAGCCAUCUCGAUUUGCUCAUGGCCGACAUCAACGCCAACCUCAACAUGGAGGAGCGCGACGAGCACUUCUACCAGAUUGCUGCGCUACAGUGCUCCUUGUUGUCGGAGCUGGCGAGGGCCUCCUAUGAGUAUCACGAGCAGAUGGCCAAGAGCGGCAUCGUCGAAGCAUUGUUGGUCUUCAUCACCAUGGCUGGCAAGGACUUGAAUGACAAGGUCUGCGUGGAGCUCCUGAUGGGCGCCGUCUUCGGCAUCGCCGCGCUGGUGGGUUCUCCCACCGGGGGAGAUCACAGCAUGGCAAGCCUCAUCUAUCCCGCCACGCGUUUACAGCUGCUCCUGUCCUUGCUUCGACUGCCACAGCAAGAUGUGAAUGAGGCCUUCCAUUCGGGCACCGUCGGCCUGCGAACCCUUCAGCGAGUAAUCUAUCCCAACAUCACCACAGAGGAACUGCACGUGGAUUCGAUGGACAUUCUGAGUUUUCUAGGCAACUGCGCGAUCAAGCCAGCCAACUUCAUCUACAGGAACGUGAUCCGCACGGUUUGCCUGCUGCUGUCGCAUCAUGAGAUGGGACCCAGGGUGCAACAAGCCUUGGAACCCAGCAACGUGGUGCCCACCUGCCUCUUUGCCAUGAAGGACUGCGAAGACACCUACGUUCAGGUCUAUGGCUUUUUGCUCGUGGCGAACUUCAGCCGCGACCGAGCGCUGUUGUACAACUUCCUCAACGAAUCGGCGGUGAUUAACGAGCUCUUAACCACCAUCCGCCGCUCGGCGCCCCAUGCCAACGCGCCCGAGGCCACCUUGCCGGUGCGCGAGACCUUGUCGAACGUCACCGGGCCCUGGAGCAGCUCCGCCGUGGCGCGGAACCGCUAUAUGUUGGCCAUGUCCGCCUUGACCAACUUCGCCGAGCGUGUGAAGGAGAAGUUCCGCGGAGACGACGGCGAGAUCCCGGUGAAUCCGGACAUGAAGGAUGAUGGAGGUUUGGUGAUCUCGAAUCGCAUCACGCUCAACAAGUUGACCUCCACCUGCAUGCGGGAGUUGGAUACCAUCGCCAUGGAGAAGAAGCUCGGCGAGUUGACCCCCUCCGAGGAGUUCAUCGCCAUGCUCCGGGUCUUGAUUUGCGCCAACAACUUCAUGGCCAGGGUGGAGCUCGAAGACCCCGGCCGCGGCGGCGAGGCGAGGGGCGAGGGGAUCCAGCUACGUGAGUCUGCUGACCGAAGCGGAGAAAUCCAAAGAUUCCCUCGUGCUUCAAGCUCUGCGGCAUGA
Molecule: messenger RNA, 3762 nt
Organism: Durusdinium trenchii
Lineage: Eukaryota; Dinophyceae; Suessiales; Symbiodiniaceae
Source: the annotation of a GenBank genome assembly